This is a messenger RNA of Carlito syrichta (Philippine tarsier), 771 nucleotides long. Its product is annotated as ribosomal protein L18-like. Gene Ontology annotation, molecular function: RNA binding; structural constituent of ribosome. Gene Ontology annotation, cellular component: cytosolic large ribosomal subunit; ribosome. NCBI's taxonomy places the organism in Eukaryota, Metazoa, Chordata, Mammalia, Primates, Tarsiidae. The record is from RefSeq and is a predicted model, not a curated record. Gene Ontology annotation, biological process: translation.
AUGGCAGGACCCAAGUCUUCCUAUGCCUGGGACUGCAGAGAUAAGGAUCUUUACACAAAAGAGUUAAACCCAUGGGCUCGAAAGCGCUCACGAACUGUGACUGUGGGAGGAGGCACCGUCAUAGGAGUUGACAUCUGCCACAAGGACCAAAAGUUUCGGUGCAAAGAGUCCAAGAGCCAGGACAUCUACCUGAGGCUGCUGGUCAAGCUGUACAGGUUUCUGGUUCUGAGAACCAACUCCACAUUCAACUAGGUUGUGCUGAAGAGAUUGUUUAUGGAUCACAGCAACCUGCCACUUUUGUCCCAUUCCCAGAUGAUCUGGAAGAUGAAACCUUCCUGGCCAGGAAAACAAGAUGGCAGUGGUGGAGGGACCUUAACAGAUGACGUGUGGGUUCAAGAGGUGCCCAAACUGAAGGUAUGUGCACUGCGUGUGAGCAGCUGGGCCCGCAGCCACAUCCUCCAGGCAGGGCGCAAGAUCCUCACCUUCGACCAGCUGACCCCGGACUCCCCCAAGGGCCAUGGCACCAUCCUGCUCUCUAGUCCUCAGAAGGUCCAGGAUGUAUAUAGGCAUUUUGGGAAGGUCCCAGGAACCCUGCACAGCCACACCAAACCCUACGUCCACUCCAAGAGCCAGAAGUUCAGGCAUGCAGAAGUUGAAAACGCAGUGGAGCGGGCCUGUGGGCUUUCUCCCCGAGAGGCUCAGAGGAAAGGCAUGCAGUGUGUGUUGGAUGGAAGCUCAGGCCGCACCGAGGAGGGGGUCUCCUUUAACUGA